Molecule: messenger RNA, 1281 nt
Organism: Folsomia candida
Lineage: Eukaryota; Metazoa; Arthropoda; Collembola; Entomobryomorpha; Isotomidae
Exons: 1
Coding region: 1-1281 (426 amino acids)
Biological process (GO): deoxyribonucleotide biosynthetic process
Cellular component (GO): cytosol
Molecular function (GO): ribonucleoside-diphosphate reductase activity, thioredoxin disulfide as acceptor
Source: RefSeq, a predicted model, not a curated record
AUGGCAGCAAUUUUCGAAAACUCUUCUCCUGUUAUUAGGUCAGAGGUAGACUUUUUUCAAGUAUUACCUACUGAUGCCAGUAUUGAAAAAAGUUUAUACGUAGAAUAUACUCCUACCACAAACGUUCAAGAAAAUUCGAGUCAAAUUGAAUUUGUAAUCCCAGAAUCUUCCAACUUUUAUCGUGAUUUUCAAAAGUCCUUCAUGUAUAUUGUUUGUCAAGUAGUAAAUGAUGACAAUUCUAAUCUUCCAAAUGAAGUAAUUCCCCCACCGGAGUAUUAUUAUGAUGAAACUGCUAAAACCAUUCAACUAAAAGCAUACAAGGAACCUGACCACCUGGUGGCACCUGUCAACAAUAUUGGACAUUCUCUGUUUUCACAAUGUGAUUGCUUUAUCAAUGAUGUCAUGGUAUCUCAAACAAACAAUUUGUAUGGAUACAGGGGUAUUAUGGAGGCUAUGUUAAAUUAUGGAAGUGAAUACAAAACCUGCCAAGGGGGUUUAUCUCUAUAUACACAAGAAAAACAUCCACAUGAGUUUCAAACAAAAAUAGAUGACGGCUAUAAACAACGGUACGAAGCAGUUAAAGGGAGCAAGAUGUUAGAACUGAUAUCUAAACCGUGUGCAGAUAUUUUUCAUCUUCCAAAAUACUUACUCAACGGAACUUGUAUUAAGUUGAAAUUCACAAGAAAUUCCCAUGAAUUUUGUUUACUUAAACCAUCCACAAGUGCUAAAAAAUAUAAAAUUAAGAUUCACUCAGCGUCAUUGUUCAUUAUAAGUCACCAGCUAUACCCAUGGUUAAGAGUAGCGCACGAAAAAUUGUUGUCUCAAAAUCACUCAGCAAAAUAUAGCUUUCGCCGAGUUGAAAUGAAGACAUUCUUAGUGUCAACUGGAAGUAAAAGUAUUUCAAAAGAAAAUCUGUUUUACGGACAUGUUCCUGUCAGAAUCGUUGUUGAUUUUGUUGAUAAUGCUGCUGUAAUCGGUAGUUCUACCCUUAAUCCCUUUGCGUUUGACAACUUUGACGUUUCUUACUUUUCUGUUCUUGUAGACGACGAACAAAUUUGUUUUAAACCACUUAAAUUAGAUUUUGACAGCAAUCAAUCUCUGUUGGGGUUCUAUACCUUGUUAACCUCUAGUGGUGUAGCACAUCAGGACCUUGGCAUAGGGUUAAAUCGGGAAGACUAUAUUACAAGUUCCAAAGCUUUAUUCGCGUUUAAUUUGUGCCCUGCUGUUGAGGAUGAUGUGUUCUCAAUUCACAGAACAGGAAAUAUACGAUAUUCAAUUUAA